AUGGAGAUUCCUCUAUGCAUUAUCAUAUGGAUUUUGCUUGCCUCGAAAGCCUUCUACUCUCUGUGGGUAGUCUCCUGGUCGGACAGUAAGUUUAAUUAUCAAGAUGCAUUUGGACUCUUUCAGACAAUCGACUCCAGUUUUUCUCCAGGUAUCUUCUUAAAGACAGCUGGAGCGGAAUGUUCAAGGUAGUUCUGUGUCUACCUUACUCAAAAGCUCCAUCUCUAGGAUUCGAAGGAUACUGAGUGGUCGUUGGUCUACAUAUGGUUGUUGAAAUUGCCACCAAUAUCUCUUUUUUUGCUAAGCACGGUGUUCAGUAACUGGCUGAGAUCUAAAGAGGUAUGCGGCCAAUUACACUGACUUUGGAUUACAGCUUGUACGAAUAUGUGAGACACUUCUGGCCGCAAGCAUUAUCGUUCCGGCCAUCCCACCUUCAAUUUUUCUUGCCUGUGUCCUGACCACUAUUGUAUAUGCAGUAAUCGGUUACAUUUUGCGCUCGAAGACACUUAUUUGGAGCCUUACUCUGUGCUCAUUGUUCUACGUGGAGGAGGCCGUCCGCAUCCUUCGCAGGGUAAGAGUGCCUUUUGCUGGCGAUUCUCAGGUAACAUGCUGGGACAAAAACUGUUCACCAGAGGGUUUUUUGAUCCAAUGUUUCAGGUAUCAAAGUCCGCCACCCAUCUGGGUUUCCCAUGCACAGAUCUUAUUGUCAUGUGCGAUUGCAUGCGAGUUAUUGCCUGACGCGUGGGCAUCGGCUGCCAACAGUUGGUGUAAAACGGCUCCUGCAUCGACGUGGUCGUUGUCGUUCCAGUCCUCGUUGACCGUGGGGAUAACUGGCGGCCGCGACUUUCUCAUGCUUCAAAUGCUUCUUGUCAAGUACUUUCGCAAAAUCCAACGGGACGCAGUUAGGCUUGCGUGUCGGUUGAUUUAGUAGUCGGCUGGCAACCAGGCUUCUUGAAACUACCUUGUCGUUGGAUUGUUACCCCGGCCCACAGCCCCAACGGCGUCAAAGUUGGCGAUAUGUGCUGUCUGCGUGGCAGGCGUUAGAACCCUCUAUUUCGGGCCUAGUCUUCGAACGACCGGUGAUGUAUGUGCAGCUGCGUUCCUAGCUCUCCUAUGGUUUUUCCAACAGAGCUGCCCUCUGUGCGCAGCCGCAUUAUAGUCGGUAGACAGGGACUAAUUUCUCCCGAUUGGGAGUCCGGUUUGUGAGCGACUCCUAUUCCGCUUGACGCGAGGGAUCCAGCCACUGUUAGCAGAAAUUUUACACGCACGGGACACCAGCAUGCUCUUGGCUGGUUGGACUCGCCCUUUUGGUGUCUUCUGGGUGUUGGAUUCCUCCCAACGAAUGUCCAUAUAUACCCGUUGACUCUGGGGAGUCCUCAAAGGUGUAUGUUUUCGAUCCACUUUUCCACUGGUUUAACAUAACCACUUUUUUUCUCGCAAACUCACACAGAUUUGCUUGUGUUGUAGCUGGUGUCUGCCAUCAUAAUUUACAGCGUGUUUGUUGGUUUACUGUAUACUUUGGCCGGCUGUUAAUUGUGAACUGGGCGCCAGAUGUGGACAGUUAGGAAGGGAAUUCGGUCCUCAAUUUCAUCCCCACUCGUGCACUGCUGAUCCUGUGGUGACCGCAAUCAUUUAUUCUUCAUAGUAUUCCGUUUCCUGUUGCCAAAUGCCGACCAAGAGAUCAUCUGCAUGGUGCGCCUAAAAUUUUAAUUUGUACACCUCAAGCAUUCAUCUUCAAAGGGUUGGGAGAGCUGCCUCGGCCACAAACAAGUCCGAGAUAAGUGAGCAUACCUCGUGCCUUUCAUUUACUUACAAGUGGCCCUGUUGGGUAACAGUGUCCUGAUGCGGUGCUCCACGACCCGUGGGAUCUCAAGUUGUGUGCUAGCUGUUGUUCCCAUCGCAGUCCGCUCAUCGUUUGGUGACCGCCGUGAAGAAGGUGGGUGUCGUCGAAUGUCAAUACACUCCCUCUCGGCAUAGGUAUAACGGCAUUUUACCCAAAUAUUGUUUGGUUAGGUAGACCGUCGUUUUUGAGCCCACGGUCAACGACCUCGGUUUCUGGGGCUAUCGUUACGCAAGUCCUUGCAUGGGUGUGCUGCGGAGUAAGACGAUUAGUCCUAAUACAAAUACUUUCCUCACGUUAAUACUGAUUCGCCCUGUUCUUUGGAUACUCAAACGACUGUGGGUACCCCACAAACCAAGUAGACAUUAUUGCCUACUAAUACAUUUCUCACUCACGAAGGCGUCGCCAACCCUCUUUUAAUCGACUUUCAACAAAUUUAGUUUUCAGUUAUUGAAGUGGUCCAUGAGGACGAAACCUUCGAAAAAGCCACUGUGCUUCAGUCAGCUGCGGCCUUGAUAAUUCUCCGUGCCUCGAGCGUUGGUCUCGAAUUUGCCAACAAACCUUCUUCCCUCCCACGGACUGUACUUGUCAACCAACUGGCGCUACCAGUGUUGCUGGAGGCAGUCUGCUAUGCCACAUAUCCACCAACUUUUUAUUUCGGUCCACUGGUAUCCUUUAGUGACUGGUGCGCCUGGAGAAAAGAAGUAUUUCAAGUAAGUUACAAGAAUGCAGCAAAUCAAAUAUUCGGCGACAGUGCUCCUAAUUCAAUCAGACAGAAUUUACUUUAA
This is a messenger RNA of Spirometra erinaceieuropaei, 2625 nucleotides long. NCBI's taxonomy places the organism in Eukaryota, Metazoa, Platyhelminthes, Cestoda, Diphyllobothriidea, Diphyllobothriidae. The record is from the annotation of a GenBank genome assembly.